Molecule: messenger RNA, 1600 nt
Organism: Lactuca virosa
Lineage: Eukaryota; Viridiplantae; Streptophyta; Magnoliopsida; Asterales; Asteraceae
Source: the annotation of a GenBank genome assembly
AGUGGGGGUUAGGAGUUGAAAACGAAUUAAGAUGGUGUUGAAUAGGAGAAAAAAUUCAGGAGUAGAAGUAGAAGAGGACGGCCAUGGCGGUGGACGAGGAUACACAGAAGAUGGAACAGUAGACCUCAGAGGAAACCCAAUCCUUCGAUCGAAACGUGGUGGCUGGAGGGCUUGUUCCUUUGUCGUUGUGUACGAGGUGUUUGAAAGGAUGGCCUAUUACGGAAUAUCAUCGAAUCUGGUAAUAUACCUAACGAAGAAGCUCCGACAAGGGACAGUAACCUCGUCAAACAACGUCACAAACUGGGUGGGUACCAUUUGGAUGACUCCUAUUCUCGGAGCUUACUUUGCUGACGCCGUCCUUGGUCGUUACUGGACUUUCAUUAUAUGUGCAGCAAUUUAUCUGUCGGGAAUGUGCUUACUCACACUAUCAGUUUCACUACCCGGACUAAAGCCUCCUAGUUGUGAUUCUGGGACCGAUUGCAAGAAAGUUUCCACGUUGCAGCUAGCCGUAUUCUUUGGGGCCCUUUAUACACUCGCUAUCGGAACAGGUGGCACCAAGCCUAAUAUCUCCACCAUCGGCGCUGAUCAAUUCGAUGACUUUGACCCAAAAGAGAAGGCCCAAAAACUUUCAUUCUUCAAUUGGUGGAUGUUUAGCAUCUUCUUCGGUACCCUCUUUGCUAACACAGUUCUCGUCUACAUACAAGACAAUGUCGGAUGGUCCCUUGGGCACAAGGUUCCGACCGGCAGCCCCUUCACUAAGAUGGCUAGGGUCAUUCUUGUUGCUGUGAAGAAGUGGAAGGUACCUCUCCCCACUGACCCAAAACAACUUUAUGAACUUGACCCGACCGAGUAUUCUAAGAAAGGAAAAUAUAGGAUCGAUUCCACUCCUACACUCAGGUUCUUAAACAAGGCAUGCGUUAGAACAGAGGACAUCACAAUUCCAUGGAUGCUAUGUCCUGUAACCGAGGUUGAAGAAACCAAACAAAUACUACGAAUGAUCCCGAUCUUGAUAGCAACCAUUGUCCCAAGCACAAUGAUCGCACAGAUUAGUACACUUUUUGUUAAGCAAGGAACAACUCUCGAGAGAAAAAUCGGAAGCUUUGAAAUCCCACCAGCCAGCUUAGCAGGAUUUGUGACCCUUUCCAUGCUUAUAUGCGUAGUGCUUUAUGACCGCUUCUUUGUCAAAAUAAUGGCAAAGUGGACCAAGAACCCACGAGGGAUCACACUCCUCCAAAGAAUGGGAACAGGCAUGGUUAUUCACAUAAUCAUAAUGGUAGUAGCAUCUUUAACUGACAGAUAUAGGCUAAGUGUCGCCAAAGAUCAUGGUGUAGUGGAGAGUGGGAACCAAGUUCCUUUGUCAAUAUUCGUCCUGCUACCUCAGUUCGUAUUAAUGGGAAUGGCAGAUUCAUUUCUUGAGGUGGCCAAGAUUGAGUUCUUCUAUGAUCAAGCACCUGAAAGCAUGAAGAGUCUUGGGACAUCAUAUUCCAUGACAAGUCUUGGGGUUGGAAGUUUCUUUAGUAGUUUUCUCUUGUCUACGGUUUCUCAUCUUACCAUGAGGAAUGGUCAUAAAGGUGACCAAGUUUUAUGUAUACAAGGCUGA